Messenger RNA from Eriocheir sinensis (Chinese mitten crab), 4666 nucleotides. RefSeq names its product mucin-2-like. Gene Ontology annotation, molecular function: chitin binding. Lineage: Eukaryota; Metazoa; Arthropoda; Malacostraca; Decapoda; Varunidae. The record is from RefSeq and is a predicted model, not a curated record. Bases 491 to 4666 code for a protein of 1391 amino acids. The transcript has 14 exons. Gene Ontology annotation, cellular component: extracellular region.
UGUGAUGUCGAGUUCUCCACGACCACCACCACACCACCACACCAACAAAAUCCCUGUCACCACCACCACCACCAUCAGUAUAGCCCACACCGCCACCACCACCACUAGUGCCUUCACCCACACAACAUAAAGAACGUGAAGCCAACACAAACAUCACCAUCAGUACCACAGCGUCCACCACCACAAGAACACGUGCUUUCAACCCUUCCCUCACCACCACCACCGCUACUGUACAAAGAACUUAGACCCAACACCACAUAACGUUCAUUCACUCAACCUCCACUUCCUCAUAUCCUAAGGUUCAUUAACUCUGUCACACUACUACUACUACUACAACUACUACAACCGGCACCGUUAGCUGUUUUGGGUCCUCCUUCCACCACCACCACCACCUCCAUCACCAGCUCCCCAGAGUGGUGGCACGAAGGGCGAGGUCCCCCCCUAGUGGUUCCCGUCCCUCCCUUCCCCCAGCCCCGCCCCGUGCCUUCAGAUGGCGGGGGAGCGGCGUGGGGUGCUGGGGGCGGCUCUCCUGGCGGCAGCGGCGGCGGUGGUGUUCGCUGCCAUUCCGGGGCCGAGAUACCUCCGCUACCCUGACUACAUCGUGGACCCCAAGGUGAAGUGUCGGACCGAAGGUGUUUUCCCGCACCCCAGGAACUGCUCGUGGUACUACAGAUGUGUGGACCGCAUGAACGUUGGCUUCUAUCACACGUAUUACUUCGAGUGUGAGCCGGGCACUGUGUUUGAUGACUUCCUCGACCAGUGCAUCUUCCCCCACCUCGUCAGUCCCCCCUGCGGCACGGGAGGACACGGCACCACACCGCCUACCAUUGCUACAAUACCAACGUCUAAGCCUGUCACUAUUACUGUCCUCUGUCAGUAUGAAAGUGAAAAAUGUCUUCGUUUCGCUCCCUGCACUCAGCCAAGGACGCUGUGUGAAGGUUGCUACAUCGGGGACUUUCUCAAUAGAACGUGUGAAGAAUGCUAUCUGUAUGAUCUCUCGGCAAAGAUCUGCGUGCCCCGACCCCCUGAUGCUGACUCGUGUGACGUUUCCCCGCCAAGCCCACCCCUUACUAGUCCCUCCACCACGCUCUCCACCAAACCUUCCACCACACCGUUCACUACCACGCCGUCUACCACGGCCUCCACCACACCGUUCACUACCACGCCUUCUACCACGGCCUCCACCACACCGUUCACUACCACGCCUUCUACCACGCCCUCCACCACACCCCUCAACAUUAUUCUGAACUGCCAGUUCCGGGAUGCAGACUGCCGCCGCUACGCGCCCUGCAGCCAGCCCAGGACGCUGUGCAGCGGCUGCUACAUCGGCAGCUUCUUCUACAACACGUGUCAGGCCGACGAGCUGUUCGACAAGACGGCGAGACUCUGCGUGCCGCGGCCCGCAGACUGGGAGUUGUGUGGCGCCUCCCCCGCACCCACACCGCCAACCACCAAGCUCCCCACCACGCCUUCCACCACUCCCUCCACUACACCCGCAACUACACCCUCCACCACGCCCUCAACCACACCCUCCACUACGCCCUCCACCACGCCUUCCACCACGCCCUCCACCACGCCCUCAACCACACCCUCCACCACGCCCUCAACCACACCCUCCACUACACCCUCCACCACGCCUCCCACCACACCCUCCACAACGCCCUCCACCACACCUUCCACCACGCCCUCAACCACACCCGCCACCAAGCCUUCAACCACGCCCUCCACCCUGCCCCCCAGCACCGUCUUGAACUGCCAGUUCCGGAACGCAGACUGCCGCCGCUACGCGCCCUGCAGCCAGCCCAGGAUGCUGUGCAGCGGCUGUUACAUCGGCAGCUUCUUCUACAACAUGUGUCGGGACGACGAGCUGUUCGACAAGACGACGACGCUCUGCGUACCGCGGCCCGCAGACUGGGAGUUGUGUGGCGCCUCCCCCGCACCCACACCGCCAACCACCAAGCCCCUCACCACGCCUUCCACCACUCCCUCCACUACACCCUCCACCACGCCUUCCACCACGCCUUCCACCACUCCCUCCACUACACCCUCCACCACGCCUUCCACCACGCCUUCCACUACACCCUCCACCACGCCUUCCACCACGCCUUCCACCACGCCUUCCACGACACCCUCCACCACGCCUUCCACCACUCCCUCCACUACACCCUCCACCACGCCUUCCACCACGCCUUCCACCACUCCCUCCACUACACCCUCCACCACGCCUUCCACCACGCCUUCCACCACUCCCUCCACUACACCCUCCACCACGCCUUCCACCACGCCUUCCACUACACCAUCCACCACGCCUUCCACCACGCCUUCCACCACUCCCUCCACUACACCCUCCACCACGCCUUCCACCACUCCCUCCACUACACCCUCCACCACGCCUUCCACCACGCCUUCCACCACUCCCUCCACUACACCCUCCACCACGCCUUCCACCACGCCUUCCACCACACCUUCCACCACGCCCACACCCACCACCACUACGCCCUCCACCCUGCCCCCCAGCACCGUCCUGAACUGCCAGUUCCGGGACGCAGACUGCCGCCGCUACGCGCCCUGCAGCCAGCCCAGGACGCUGUGCAGCGGCUGCUACAUCGGCAGCUUCUUCUACAACAUGUGUCAGGCCGACGAGCUGUUCGACAAGACGGCGAGGCUCUGCGUGCCGCGGCCCGCAGAAACUGAGGUGUGUGGCGCCCCUCCCGCCACCGUCCCCACCACGCCCUCCACCACGCCCGCAACCACACCCGCCACCACGCCACCCAAGACGCCUUCCACCACGCCCUCCACCACACCCUCAACCACACCCGCCACCACGCCACCCACGACGCCUUCCACCACGCCCUCCACCACACCCUCAACCACACCCGCCAUCACGCCACCCACGACGCCUUCCACCACGCCCUCUACAACGCCCUCCACCACACCUUCAACCACACCCUCCAUCACUCUUUCCACCACGCCCUUUACCACACCCUCCACCACGCCCACACCCACCACCACUACGCCCUCCACCCUGCCCCCUAGCACCAUCCUGAACUGCCAGUUCCGGGACGCAGACUGCCGCCGCUACGCGCCCUGCAGCCAGCCCAGGACGCUGUGCAGCGGCUGUUACAUCGGCAGCUUCUUCUACAACAUGUGUCAGGGCGACGAACUGUUCGACAAGACGGCGAGGCUCUGCGUGCCGCGGCCUCCAGAGUCCCAACAUUGUUCCUCAACCACAGCAGCAAAGCCUCCUACCCCUGCCCCCAGUGCCUUCCCUGCCCCCGCCCCCAUCACCCCUGCCCCCACCCCCAGCACCCCUGCACCCAGUGCCUUCCCUGCCCCCGCCCCCAGCACCCCUGCCCCCAGUGCCUUCCCUGCCCCCAGUGCCUUCCCUGCCGCAGCUCCUUCCACCCCUGCCCCCGCCCCCACCACCCCCUCCCCCGUCAUCGUGGCACUCUCGCAGGACUUCAACGUGCAGUGUUCGAGCGCCAAGAUGAACCACGUCGUGCCGCGGGUCAAGGAACUUGAGUGUGACCAAUACUUCUUCUGUGGCCCCGACGGGACCUACGAGGGUAAGCGGUGGCUGUGUCGAGGCUACUACCACUGCCAGCGACCCCAGGGCGGCGGCGGCUGGAGGCUGGAGCAGCGCACCUGUCCCGGGGAGAUGCUCUUCAGCGAGGAGGCCGACAGCUGCGCGCCGGCCCCGUCAGAUUCUGAGUUGUGUUCCUCGUCCUCCGGCACGGCGGCGGCUGCACCGGGUAGACCCAGCACCCCUGCCCCCGCCCCCAGCACCCCUGCCCCCAGUGCAUUCCCUGCCCUCGCCCCCAGCACCCCUGCCCCCAGUGCCUUCCCUGCCCCCGCCCCCAGCACCCCUGCCCCCAGUGCAUUCCCUGCCCCCGCCCCCAGCACCCCUGCCCCCAGUGCCUUCCCUGCCCCAGCUCCUUCCACCCCUGCCCCUAGUGCCUUCCCUGCCCCCGCACCCAGCACCCCUGCCCCCAGUGCCUUCCCUGCCGCAGCUCCUUCCACCCCUGCCCCCAGUGCCUUCCCUGCCCCCGCACCCACCACCCCAGGCACCCCCUCCCCUGUCAUCGUGGCUCUCUCGCAGGACUUCAACGUGCAGUGUUCGAGCGCCAAGAUGAACCACGUCGUGCCGCGGGUCAAGGAACUUGAGUGUGACCAAUACUUCUUCUGUGGCCCCGACGGGACCUACGAGGGUAAGCGGUGGCUGUGUCGAGGCUACUACCACUGCCAGCGACCCCAGGGCGGCGGCGGCUGGAGGCUGGAACAGCGCACCUGUCCCGGGGAGAUGCUCUUCAGCGAGGAGGCCGACAGCUGCGCGCCGGCCCCGUCAGAUUCUGAGUUGUGUUCCUCGUCCUCCGGCACGGCGGCACCUGCACCGGGUAGACCCAGCACUCCUGCCCCCGCCCCCAGCACCCCUGCCCCCAGUGCCUUCCCUGCCCCCGCCCCCAGCACCCCUGCCCCCAGUGCAUUCCCUGCCCCCGCCCCCAGCACCCCUGCCCCCAGUGCCUUUCCUGCCCCCGCCCCCAGCACCCCUGCCCCCAGUGCCUUCCCUGCCCCAGCUCCUUCCACCCCUGCCCCCAGUGCCUUCCCUGCCCCCGCCCCCAGCACCCCUGCCCCCACACCCCUGCCCCCAGUGUCUUCCCUGCCCUAG